AUAAUCGUUACCUGGCAACGGGAAGCGGCCGGAGUCACUGGGAGGCGCGAGGGAGCCGGGCGGGCGGCGGCCGCGAUGGGCUCCCGCGGCAGACACAGCGAGGCGGCGCAGCUGCUGAGGGCGAGAUGAAGCUGAGCAGCGAGGCGCUGCCCCAGAGGCGCAGCUCCGAGCCUGCCCUGCAGACCAUCUCCAGGACCUUCAGCGACUCCGAGCUGAACAAGCAGCAAGGGGCGGAGAUAGCAGGGAACUAUAGCCAUACCGCUUUGUUUGCAAGGGCAGAGGAGCUGUUGGCGAAGAGGAUCAUAGAUGGAGAUCCUCUGGCAUAUUUUCUACAAGGGCAGCUGUACUUUGAAGAGGGGUGGUAUGACGAAGCACUUGCACAAUUUGAAAAAAUUAAGGAGAUGGAUUUUCAAGCUCUGUAUCAGCUGGGUGUAAUGUAUUAUGAUGGAUUGGGGACCAAAGAAGACCCAGAAAAAGGAGUGGAGUACAUGAAAAUAAUCAUCAACUCUAACUCCCCUAAAGCAAGACAUUUAAAAUAUGCUGCUGCAUACAAUCUUGGCAGAUCUUAUUUUGAAGGAUGUGGUGUUAAGCAUUCAGAUAAAGAGGCUGAAAGGCUGUGGAUUAUUGCUGCAGACCAUGGGAAUCCAAAGGCAAGUGUAAAGGCUCAAAGUACCCUGGGAAUGUUUUAUUCUACAUCAAAUCCAAAAGAUCUGAAAAAGGCAUUUUUCUGGCAUUCAGAAGCUUGUGGCAAUGGAAGUCUGGAGUCACAGGGUAUACUAGGUGUUAUGUAUCUCUAUGGACAAGGCAUACGUCAAAAUACAAAGGCUGCUUUGGAGUGCCUGAAGGAAGCAGCAGAACGUGGAAAUAUCUAUGCUCAAGGCCAUCUGGUGGAGUAUUACUACAAAAGAAAAUUUUACACAAAAGCUGCUGCAUUUGCUAGAAGGAUUGCAGAAAAUGAUAACAUUGAUAUGUUAGCAAAGAUAACCGAUUGCCUUCCUGUAUACAUAGCCAAAGGGGUUGCUAUGGCUACUUUCUACUUGGCUAGAUGUCUCCAGCUUGGCCUAGGCAUACAACAAGAUCAAGCUUCAGCUAAAAAUUAUUAUUCUAGGGCAUGCCUCCUGGAUCCUGAUGUAGCUUCCGACCUUGAAUUGGCAGCUAAUCAUGGGAGAAUUUAGAACAUUUCACAUUUAGACAAAUCCCAGCCGCUUCCAAUGCUGUAUAAUGUGUUUCACAUAGUAGGCAGUGUUUAUCCUUAGCAGCUAGAUAGAUAACCACUUAUUUCUUUGUUUUUUUCAGCUUUCUAUAAAUCAUGAGAAUUAUGCAGUUUUUUGUUGAUUAGAACAAAGAACAUUUUGCUGACAGUGAUUUUUUGUUCACAACCCUUACUUUACUUACACAUUGUAGAGGCAGAUUAUCUUCCUUUUUUCAUUAUACAGAAAGCUUAAUCAUCAUGAACUUGGCACUUUACUGACAUAAUCCACCUGCGUUUCUUACUUCAACUCUGCUCUAGAUGGUAUACAAAUCAAGCUAAAAUCAACUUGUUAAAAGAAAUCAUUGUUAAUGUCAAUUUCCUUUACUUACAAGUAUUAAAGAUCUGCAGAGUCAGCAAAGUUAUGAGAUUUCUGAAAUACCUGUGCUUAAAAAUAGUGUCCUCUUUUCAUAUGCAUUCUAUUUACAAGUCAUAUAAUACAUUUAAAUAAAAUAUUCUGUA
This is a messenger RNA of Gopherus flavomarginatus (Mexican gopher tortoise), 1711 nucleotides long. It is a transcript of the gene LRP2BP, whose product is annotated as LRP2 binding protein. Lineage: Eukaryota; Metazoa; Chordata; Testudines; Testudinidae. The transcript is spliced from 9 exons. Gene Ontology annotation, molecular function: protein binding. The record is from RefSeq and is a predicted model, not a curated record. Bases 126 to 1175 code for a protein of 349 amino acids.